Molecule: messenger RNA, 2004 nt
Organism: Closterium sp. NIES-67
Lineage: Eukaryota; Viridiplantae; Streptophyta; Zygnematophyceae; Desmidiales; Closteriaceae
Source: the annotation of a GenBank genome assembly
GAUUCUCGCGUGGCUAGGCUGGUCUUCAUAGCAGAAGCUGAAGCCAGACGGCGUCAACAGGUCGUUCGUCAAAGCAACAAGCCUUUUGAUAGCAUGGAAUGACACCUAGUGACCGCUAAUGCAGUUUCUGGUAUUUAUGAACACGAUUGUUGAGAGUGGCAGCUGUUCAGAGACUCUUACCACUAGCCAGUUACGAGCCGCCCUGCGCGAAGCGGCUUCUAGAGUAACGUCCCGGAUUUUAAGCAUUCGUAGGUUUACUGUAUCGACGUGCUACCUCUGCCUCCUAGAAGCUCUACAUUCUCCUAGUAGCUCUGGUCGCCGCUGAAGACGCGAGCGUCGAGGCUUAGAGCUUUUACGUGAAAGGCGUGGAGGCGUGAAGGCAUCAAGGCGUGACGUGAAGACAUUAAGGCGCGAAGGCAUUAAGGCGUUAAGACGUGAAGGGCGAUACGGCAUGGGCAACUGCUGUGUAACCCCGCAGCCGCAGCAGCAGCCGCAGCCACCCGGGUGGUCCCGUGGCGUCUCUGGUGGCCAACCUGCACUCCCACCAGCCGAACCAUACCCUGCAAGCGCCACCAUCCCCGAGGGUUCGUCGCUGCGCCAGUUCACCACGGACGAGCUGGUGGCAGCCACGAAUGACUUCUCCCGCGUUAUCGGGGAGGGUGGCUUCGGCCGCGUGUACCACGGACGGCUCAUUCACCCCCCGGGGCCGGAGGGGCGCGAGUUGGAGGUGGCGGUGAAGGUGAUGGCAGCCGAACACAUCACAGGCGGCGUCUCCAGCUUCCAGGUGGAGGUGGCGUCAAUGACGGCCAUGCGGCACCCCAACGUGCUGCAGCUGCUGGGCUUCGUCUGUGACUCGCCCUCUCCCGUGCUCGUCUACGAGUACAUCCCACGGGGCGACUGCACUGAGUUCCUUAAAGCAUCGAGCAAGGGCGAGGUGCACUUCCCCUGGCGUGCACGCAUGAUCGUGGCUCUGGGCUGUGCGGAGGCGCUAGCAGCGAUCCACGAGGCCAACUAUGUGCACCGGGAUUUCAAGGCGUCCAACGUGCUGCUCAGAGAGGAUCUGACAGCAGUGCUGGCGGAUUUCGGAUUGGCCAAGGCCGUGACAGACUGGGCGACGCAUGUGAGCACACGAGUGAUGGGCAGCAUGGGGUACAUCGACCCCAUCUACUUUCAGUCCGGCCAGCUGAGCCGCAAGUCCGACACCUAUGCCUUUGGCGUCUUCCUCCUCGAGCUGGUCUCGGGGCGCCUUGCUUUAGAGGAGCAGUUUCAGGAGCUGCGGAGGCUGGUGGUGGCCAAGACGUUUCCGGACCCGGACCUGGUGGUGGACCAGCGGAUACAGGGCGAGUGGAGCAAGAAGCACGUGUACAUCACGUUCACACUCAUCCGAUUCGCUAUAAGCUUUGAUUGGGAGCACCGCCCGAGCAUGUCUGUGAUGCGCGAUAAGAUGAAGACGAUUGUCGAUGAGAUAGCAUGAAGGGAAGGGUGCGUGUAGGGAGGAUAUGGUUUGAGGUACAUAGUUCUGGCAAGAGUAUGAUUGUGAUUAAGAUACGGUAGAUAUGCAAUGCAGCGUGAGAGCGUUUACUGACGAUGCUUAUUUCUGCUUGAGAGCAUCGGGUGUAGGGUAGUCUAGUCAGAUGCAGGUUUCAAAGAAUUUAGAGUUUAGGGUGAAGUGGUCGCAGCAAACAUAUUGUCCAUCUUUUCCUAGGAAAAAAUCACCCCAUCACCUGUUGCGGCAUCCCCCCUCCUUCCCCAUUCCACAUCCUAAAAUGCCUUGCUGUGCUUUCCUGUAGUGAAGGGGAGUCUACCCGCAAUUAUCGUCACUGUUGUCAGUGUUCUGCAACAUGCAAUGGAAUUGUUGGAAAUAUCUCGAGGACUUGAGCGUUUCUGAAGUAUAACACUACACUCGAGGAAAGUCGUAACCAGGCCCCCAAAUUGCAGACUUUUUACUCUGAUUCAGACUUUUUUCAGAGUUUUUUUGGGGGUGUACUCUGAUUCCAAAGACUU